ACAAAAUUAUCUCGUCCAAGAAAACGUCGUCGAACACUAAUCUGGUCACAACAAGCUGUCAUUUCACUUCGUGAUGGCCUUUUAACAUUACAAUGCCGAUUAGGUGAUAUGCGUUAUAGAUCAACAUUAGUUGAAGCUCAUAUAAGAAUGUAUUAUGUUUCAAAACGUCAAACAAAAGAAAAUGAAAUAAUUCCACUUCAAUUAACUGACAUGGAUGUAGGUUUUGAUGCUGGAAAAGAUAGAUUAUUUCUUAAUUGGCCACUUAUCAUUGAACAUAAAAUUGAUACACGAAGUCCAUUAUAUACCAUGGAUAAAACGACAAUUUAUACGGAAAAAUUUGAAAUUUUACUUGUUCUUGAAGGAAUUAUUGAACCAACUGGAAUGGUUACACAAGCUAGAACUUCUUAUCUACCUGAAGAAAUAAUCUGGGGAGCAAGAUUUGAAAGAAUGAUUCAUUUUGAUAAUCUUUAUUAUACUGUUGAUUAUUCGAAAUUUAAUUCAAUUAUUAAAGAUAAUUGUACAACUGAUUGUUCAGCUAAACAAAUUCAAGAACAAAUCGAUAGUAACUGA
Molecule: messenger RNA, 570 nt
Organism: Rotaria sp. Silwood2
Lineage: Eukaryota; Metazoa; Rotifera; Eurotatoria; Philodinida; Philodinidae
Source: the annotation of a GenBank genome assembly